GGUGCCGAAAGGUUAAAGAUUCAAUCAUGUCGAUCACGUUGGACAGGAUCGAAACAUCGGGGUUUGGGCGCGUAAUGAGGUGUGCCUGCGAUAUUUCUAGUUUCGAAUCCCCGCCGUCUACGGUGAAGGAAAGAAAGCGGUUGCCAAAGGCGGAGGAAGAAGAAGAGGACUGGGGAGGUUCAUCGUCCACGACGACGUCGUCUUCGAUCGGGAGGAAUAACGAUGACGACAACGAGGAGUAUGGGAGAUCCUCGGAUGGUGGAGAUUGCGAGGAAAACGAGGUUCAAAGCUCUUAUAAAGGUCCUUUAGAUAGGAUGAAUUCCAUCGAACAGGUUCUGCCCAUGAGAGCUGUUACCUGUUGCUCCCUACGGCGCUGCAAUAUGCUGAUAGUCCAGGACACAAUGUAACAAGGGAGAAGGCCAGUAGCACGAAGGAGGGAAAUCUAGAUGGAAAAAAAUAAAGAAGAAAGAGAAGUUAGAAUCGAACAAUUAAAAGUUGUGAAUUACAAAAAGAUCAAUGCAAAUUCGAGCCAUGCAUACAGAGAUAUAUCGAGAUAAUUCAUCGUCUGUGUCUCCACUGGCUAGGUACAAAACAUGCCUCAAGAAUAGAAGAGCAAGUAUCUGCAAAUAAACGGAUAAAAUAAGAUCUAAACAGAAUAAGAACAAGGAUAUCAGCAGUGAUUCCU
This is a messenger RNA of Hibiscus syriacus, 685 nucleotides long. RefSeq lists its product as uncharacterized. The record is from RefSeq and is a predicted model, not a curated record. The transcript is spliced from 2 exons. Lineage: Eukaryota; Viridiplantae; Streptophyta; Magnoliopsida; Malvales; Malvaceae. The coding region runs from base 27 to 407 and encodes 126 amino acids.